Molecule: messenger RNA, 9158 nt
Organism: Paramuricea clavata
Lineage: Eukaryota; Metazoa; Cnidaria; Anthozoa; Malacalcyonacea; Plexauridae
Source: the annotation of a GenBank genome assembly
AUGGCAAAAACUGUGCGUAACCGAGGAAUCCGUAUCAUUGCCCUGUCUAAUGGCAUGAACAGCGACUAUAAGACAUAUGUAUCGUCACUCGGGCUUAUCGCUUCAGGUCCAAAGGAAUAUUACAGAGUUGACAACUCCCAGUUUAAUGAAGUUCUUGCAGAGUUAGAGAAAACUGUAUGUAUCUCAGAACCACAAAGUAAGUAGACUGUGAUGGUUUUAUACAAACCUGUUACUAUUGGUCUGUCAAAAUUAGGGUACCCUCCAGAUAUCAGGAGUACAUUCUAUCAUUAUCAUUUCACUGGCAAAUACAGUUUCGACUGGCUGGAGCACUUUCUCUGUAAACUGGCCAUUUACCAUUCAUUCACACUAUAUGCAAUGCAUAUACUUGUUGAAAAUUAUGACAUCACUAAAUCCAAAAUAAUUCCACGUUUACCGAUAACACAGCUGGGCAUUUUAGUCAGAAAACGUAAAAAAACUAACCACGCCUCUAUACGAUGGAAUAUCUAACUACCUUUUAACACAACCAGCCCUCGAUAUUUCGAAACCAUUAAUACGGUAUGUUAUUUCUCAUUGCAGUUCCAGAAACGUGUUUUAGUCAAAAACGUCGAGUAUUUUUUGCCCUGGAUAGCUCUUCAGGGCGUGGCAAGAAAAAAUUCAGAGAGGUAAAGGAAUUCAUGGAAAACUUGGUGACAAAACUUCAGAUUGGUGUGUCAAAUAGUCCUGUUGGCUUCCUACAGUAUGACGAUCUCACGACUUCAAGAGAUCGUGUAGUGUUCGAGAAGGAUGAGUCAGUCGAAGAAACCUUAUCUCGUAUCAAGAAUAUGAAAUACCGUAAAGGAAGAGAGAGUUACCUUGGAAAUGCUUUGAAAAUUGUUAAUAAUCAGGUACAGUGUUAAUUUUUAAAAAAAUUUCAACAUAUGAGCUAAACUUGGGAGCAAAAUUGACUCAUAUUACAAUGUUACAUUACAGACAUAGAUUAAAACAAUCAUAAUUGCAGUUGGUAGCUGUUAGUUAACAUGUCGAGAAAUAAUGGGGAACGCAUGCGUAUGAUACUUGCUGGCAUUUGAUCAGAAUGAUCUUAUGGGAGAUUUAGAAGGGAAACUGAAAAUAUGCGUUAAUAGCACGUUCAAUUUUGUAUUUAACUAAUAUUUCGAUCGAAUAAAGGUUGUAUUUGACAACCGUCACUUGAAUUUAAUUAAACAUCCACCCUACGGCAUCAUUAACUCACUUCUACUUAGCUUUCCAUUGAAUUCACUAGGUCUUCCCACAUAGUACUGACCGCCAUGGGGAAUACAAGGAUUUGCUUAUCAUCAUUGCACACAAACAAGUCAAGGAUGCGCAGUUGGCAUUUAAUGAAGCUGAGGAGCUUAAAGGCAAAGGUGUAGAAAUAAUAUCAAUUGCUACGGGCGGCAGAAAGAGGAUCAGCGAGAUAAAAAGCCAAUUACAAGUGAUCUCAACACCAACCAACACACAUUCUGCGGACUAUACAUCAUUAUGGGCUGUACUCGACGAAGUCCUGGUUAAUGUCUGUGGCCUUGGACAAUGUUCUUCGUGUAAGUUGUAUAUCAUAGGCAGCCCAGAAAAUAUAUGUAUUCACGCGCUUUAUUGUGUAGCUUAUUAUGAGUGCAGACUCUCGUGGUUACGUCAUUGUAUUGUCAUAUAGUAUAACAUACUGCAAUCUGGAAUUUUCCAAUUGUUCAGCAGCCAAUAAACAAUAAGCCGAUCGUUUUUCGAGAUGAUGACAUUUGUCGAGCAAUAAUUUGCAUCCCACCUAUCUACAGCAACAUUUCAAUAAUAAAACACUUUUUAUUGUAGCAAUUUAAGUGCUUCUAAACUUUUUUCAAAAGGUUUUUUGUAUCUUGACUUUUUUCAGAAAUUUGCGUUACUUUGGUGUUUCAAGCGAACGUAUUACUGUGUGUAAAUGUAUUGUGUCAAAGAGUUGACAGCCUUAGGAAUUAGGAUAUUUACUAUAUGCAUGACAAUACCAUAAGGUUCGGUCACACGGAGCGACAAGUCGCAGGGGCAUGUUGCAGGGACAUGUCGCGGGGUCGAAUUUCAUCGUGUGUCACAUGUGUAAGCGUUGUCGCGGGGACAAAAAAUUGUCCCCGCGACAUGUCGCAUGGGGAGUUUACAAGAAUACUUGUGUAUGUGACGUUAUGUUUGAAAUUUCAUUGUUCAAUCUAAUUAAUAAUUUACUAGUUUUGGCGAUAACAUGUAGUCCGAAGAAACAAGACAUCGCGUUUGUGAUUGACAGUUCUCGAAGUAUUGGCAAAAGGAACUAUAUUCGACUGCAAAGAUUCACCCGGCGGUUAGCUUCAAGAUUGGAUCUGGAAAAGGAUAGGACACAUCUAGGCUUGCUUCAAGUUGGAAAUCGCCAGGGCUCCCGUUUCCAGUUUAAUAUGGGUGAAUUUCCAGACCGCAGUGAUAUACUCUACAUGAUUAACGACAUGAAGUAUUUGGACAGUACGUACACAUAUAUGGGCGAAGGAUUAAAGACAAUCCGUGAAGAGGUAUAAAUAUUUCCUUUAAAUUUCUGGAUCUUGCUAAAUUUCUGGGUGUUUUAAUACACUUAUUAUAGGUGUAAUAAUGUACUUUAAAAUAUUACUCGACUAUGAUUGGUCGAUUUUAAACAGCAGUGCAAAAUUUGUAAUCACAGUACAAUUUUUUGUAAUCAUGCACAGUGUAAUUUUCUGUUAUCACAGUGCAAAAAUCUGUAACUAACUGAUCUGAUUGGUGGGAAAACAAUGCGAUGAUAAAAUCAACCAAUCAGUUUAAAGCAGCCUUCAAGUAACGGUCACAGCUUGCUUCAAAACAAAACAAACAUGGCGCCGCGCUACAUAUUAAAAGUAAAAGUUAACUUCGGGUGGAAAAUAUGACUUUUAUCUUUUUUUUUUAAUGGAAAAGCCUUUAUCUUAAACAAAACUAACAAAACUUACAUACAGUAGAUGAGUGGAAUUUCCAAGCCGUUAGCGUUGUAUUAAAGGGUUAUUGACCGUGCGUGAGGUCUGUACUGUGAAAUAUCAGACUGAGGUUUUUUAGUAUGGAUCGAGCGACGAAGGAGGGAGGUCCAUGCAAAAAACAGAGGUUUGAUAUUUCACAGUACAGACCAAACAAGCGAGGUCAAUAAUCGGUUUAUUUUAUGGCUGAAUUGAGUCUGUGACUGGCAUAUGCAUAAAUCGGCUAUCGUCAGUUUCACUGCAUGCUCAAUCAUGCAUGCUCAAUCAAAAACAAUUUGGUUGUUUGAAAUUUUUAUCUGUAAAUUUUAAUUACACAAUUGGAAAAUUAAAAAGCAAAAAUAUUUUCUGUUUGCAAAGCAAAAAUUUCCCACCAGAUAAACGACAUCCAGGACACCGGUCCAGAUACGGAAUAUACGGACCACGGUCCGGAUAUGUGUUUUUACGGACCGCUUUUCAACCAAUCAGAAUAGAGAAUUUUGAAAAGCCAUACAAUAAAAUGUGAUAUAGCCUGCGUAGCGGCUCUCAGAAAGGAGAGCCUGCACGAGAUCUACUGUUUUGCCAUUCCCGCCCUCUAAGCCUGCGGGCUACGCCCACCUUCAACAGAUGUCAAAAUUGGCCAGUCACACAGAUUGUUUACGUUUGCAAAUUUACUUGUCAAAAUGAAAUAAUAUAGAUUGCUUUACGUUUGCAAAUUUCAAAACGAAAUAAUAUACGGAUGUCGGCUAAAGAAAAUUGAAGUCUGUGGGAAUAGCGCGAGAGCAGUUUUCAUCGUCGUCACAAUUACGUAUCCACGUCGUUUGCAUCUCCUGGAUACGUACAAAUUUUAAAUAGUUUCGACAGCGGUCAACCGUGAUGUAAAUGUCGAAGUUUCGAGCAAUGCAGGGACGAGAAAGGUGUCAUGAAGCUGCCACUUCAGAGAAAGCAAGUCCUGUUUGUAAGCAUUCACAGCAAUUCCCUCCUGGCACAAAAUUAUCCGCUACGAAUUAAAAUCAUCAAGAAAAAAUAUUAUAAAUAUUUGUCGACGAUGAAAACGAACACGCUCGUGAAAGAGACGCGGCUAACAGACAGCAAUCCAAUGAAUACACCACAGCCACUCUUUCUCUAGAGCUUCAUGAACAAAGUUCGUAAGUACUUUUUUCUUCAUCCUUAAAUGCGAAUCGUGGCCUUAACAGUAAGCUGUUUUGAAUGCAAAACUCAAGAAAGACCUCUCCUGCAUCCACCGUGUUUGUUCACAAUCAAGCUAUCUAUCAGUAGUUAUUUUAUAUAAGUGUAUAAAGUUAUGAGUUUUUUACCGUGGUUAAAUAAAGUUUUUGAAUAAUCAACGAGCAUUUUAGCAUAAAUUAGCAUAUUUUUCAUUUUGAACCAAUUAGAUUUCUCGUUCUUGGGAGAACGAGUAAAAACGGCAAGGCAUGGGGUUCCGUGCAGGUUUCUGAGAGCCGCUACCCAGGCUAAAUGUGAUAUAACAAAGCAGGAAAACUUUGUCAGUGGACUGUUCGCUAUACGAAAUUAAAACUACAAUUGUCUCGAACAUUUGUAUGUAUAUUAUUAAUACGUAAUAGGAUAGUUUCUCGUGAAAUUUGGAAAAAUCAAACACUCGUGAGUUUUUCAAACACCUCAACUGAUAGCACUCGUUCUUCGGACUCGUGCUUUUAUGAUGCUCUUUGAAAAACUCACUCGUGCAUGUUUUGUCCAAAUUGCAUUCGAAACCAUCCUAUUACCCACACUAAGUUUGGUGUUCACUAAUACAAAAAUGGUUUUAAUAUUUACACAACAGUAGUGCACGUUUGCAAAGUUGCAAUGAUUCACACCAUUUUGGAGAGAUUUUUUAGUAGUGUGGAAAGCAAUUAUUGACUAAGAGCUUGUCUGAAAAUGUUGCGGAAGAUUGCACCUUUCCGGCUCUAGGUCAUUCUUUGCUAUUGAGAUUACUGAAUCUCUAGGUAUUUAUCGACUUUAAACCUUAAAACAUCUUAAAGAGAGCUGUUAAAAGCGGACUGAUCACGCCAGUUUGGAAGUGACGAUAAUAAGAAAGUUGUAGAUUGAUGGGAAUACAACUACCUGAAAAAUAGAAGCAGAACUUUAACUUUUUCAGCGAAGGUCCUUCGUCGAAAAUUUACUAGUACGCCAAGAGGAAUAUUGUGUGUUACAAGUCAACGCAUAGGUAGACUGCGAGCGGUCCCUCCUUUCCGCGGGUUUAGAUUUCCGGGCAUGCGAAAGGAAAGGAGGGACUGCCGACAACACAUGAUGAAACGAAAUAGGCGUUGCCCACACAACGCAAAAUUCCCAUUGGUCGAAAUCGAUACGCCUGUCAAUCAAGUCUGAUACGUAGUGGUUAUGUUGUAAAUAAUUUCCAGAACUGAAUGUUGAUUUUAUAAAUAAACAUGAAAUUAAGUCAUUAACGGUUCCUAUUGGACAGAUGUAAUUGGAUAUAAAUAAUCUUUAUGUAAAGGCGGAGCCAACUUGACAAGAACGAAAAGUAGGCGUAUUUCGUUUCUUGAUGUGUUGUCGGCGAUCCCUCCUUUCCCGCGGGACGGCUCGCGCUCUAACGCAUAGGUGAAACGCCUGCUCUUUUAAGUUCCAGUUGAAAGUGGGAUUUGGUAAAAGAAUAGCUUGAAAAUGGGAUGCAGAAGAAAAGAGGGCUGGAAAUAGGAUCCAGACCCCUUCAGAACCCUCCUAAAACCGUGCGAAAAGUGGCGUAGGACUAUAACUUGAAGUUAUCUGGGGAAAGGUCCCUGAUUAAACUGAGGAUAAGAACGUCGUGUUGCACUGAACAAUUGAUCCUAAUAAUAACAUUGGGUAUCUGCGUAUAGGCUUGCUUGUCCUGGUGUGGGAAAUAAUAACUCGGGGAGGUGGGUAAUAAUCCUUUCGAAAACAAAAUAAUAUAUUCAUAUUGAUUUACUAGGUCUUCAACCAACGUGGUCGAGAUCGUCCUGACAUUCCUAACACUUUGGUUAUUUUUGCUGACGGCCAAUCUCACGACCCUCGCGUCAUGUUGGAAGAAGCGCAAUCACUGAAAACUCUGGGAGUUAAAAUUCUCUCAGUAGGCUAUGGCCAAAAUGUAACAAUGAGUUCUUAUGGGAUGAAAAACCUCAUGAAGAUGGCAACAAAUCAGAAAGAUGUAUUCAGUAUUGAUUUCAAAAAUAAUGACUUGGUAUUAGAAGAAAAUAUCGAAGUAAUUGCAAAACAAUUGGUAGAAGUGGACUGUCCCAGAGCAUUUGCACGUAAGUUUGUUUUAUCUGUACUAUAGAUCUUCAUCACGUGUUUGCAGGGCCUCCCAGAGAAAUUCAGAGGCCCCGGGCAAAUUUUUAAUUCGUUGCCCCUAUAUUUUCCCAAAGAUGUUGGCGAGGGGGGAAGAGUAAAAAAAAUUUUCCCGCACAAUUCCAAAAUAAAAAGAUUCAAAUACUUGUAAAAACACGGGUAAAACAAUGGGUAAAACACAUUUUUUCAGACCAAUACCAGUAAAUUAAGGUAUAAAAUUUUUUUCUCAUAUCAUUAUUUGUAUAAAAAAAAGGUUCCAAAUAAUUUUUUUUAAUUACACCUUUUGUGGCCCCCCUUUAGACCCCCGAGCAAAUUGCCCCCUUUGCCCCCCCCCCCCUGAAAGACAAUGCAUGCUUAAGUCGAGUACCAAAGAUGUGCAUUGUAUUUUCAUUUUCUGUAAUGUAAAUUUUAUAUCUUGCUUUGUUUUAAACGUUCUGGACUGGAUUGUGAUUUUGUAGAUCUGAGUUGUUAUGAGUUAGAUGUAAUGUUUACAACAUGAGCGGCCGUGUUGUAUUGGAUAUACAAACUCGAGCCGAAGGCGAGAGUUUGUAUAUCCGAUACAACACUGACGCGAAUAAAAAACGACUCAUCUUAUGAGUUCAUUGACGAAGUAAUUUUAAAAUUAAACGUUGUCUAAGCCGAGAAAAUCAAAGUGAAAGUUUAUGUAAAUCAACAUGAAUUAUUAAUGAGUUUUUUAAGGUUAUUUACAGCUCGAACGGACAAACCGAGGCCGCUUUUGCAUAUUUUUAAUGUUUUCAAACUAAGCCAAAACCAAUCAACAGCGGGUAAUUUAGACCUAUGGCUAUCUCAUAAGUUCAUAACCGGAAAAUGUUUAGUCAAAAUAACCCAGUGGCGAUUGGUUUUGGUUAGUCUGAAAGCAUUAAAAAUAUGCAAAAGCGGUCUCGGUUUGCCCGUUCGAGCUGUAAAAUCACCAACACAUGAUAAACUAGCCACCAAACUGGUGAAAAUGACACUCUAACGACUUUAGCUUUCAAUAUAUUUUCCGGGCAGCAUGCCCCCAAAUACCUUUCCAUUUAAUAAACAAUUAAACUAUAAAUCUAUAUUCGAAUUAGCACAGGUAAUAUUGCUUCAGCCUCUCCUUGGAUCCCUCCUACGACUAGAAAUCCUGACUACGUUACUGACUUGAGUCAAUUUAAAACUUGGCGUUGGAACUCUAUGAAAUACCAGAAUACGGAGGCUAUUUCAUGAACACUGCAUAUGACUUUAGUACGGGGUGUAUGGGGCGGCGGGCAUGCAUGAAUGCAUGUCAAGCUUCGGUCGCAUGCAAUGCAUUUCAUAAAACACAGAUAUCAAUUACAGAGUUUGUGCACGAAAUAAACACUGACACCAAAAAUCCCCCACCUUUAUUAAAGCGCAUUAAACAUACCGCACUUUCAAGUAUGAAGAAGUACAAAAGCAAAGGUAGCGCAUGAAUGAGAGCUAUCGUUUGCUACACCUUUUAUUACUUUUGAUUAAUCCGCAGUUGAUAUCUCACUAAUGACAUUAUUUUUCCAAUGGAUGUAUUCUUUCUGAAGGAAAGAUUGUGCUCUCCGAAACUAGGACAAAUAGAGAAAGUGUUGGUAAUUAUCUGAGAAAUAAAUUAUCAAUGUAAGAAUUUAGUCAUGAAAAUUUUUCUUUAAUUUUAGCUCCUGUUCAAUGUACCCAGGGCGCGGUUGAUCUAUUCCUCCUUGUGGACGGCUCUCGAAGUAUCACAUCGCCAAAUUUUAAAUUGGUUAAAAAAUUCCUGAGAAGACUGACAUCGGAGUUUGACAUCGCUGAGAAUGCAUCUCAUGUUGGAUUACUACAGUUCAGCGAUAGGAAGUCAAUGAGUUAUGAAUUUGCCCUCAGUGAAAUGCAUAGCAACAAGCAAGUGAGGAGAGCGAUCAAGCACAUGAAGUAUCGCGCUGGGUCAAAAACUAACACCGGUAAUGCAUUGAGAAUUGUUGACAACUAUGUAAGUAAUUAUAUAUAAUAAACGUUAAUUUGUAACACCAUGAUAAACCUCAAUUUGGCCAGGUUAAGAAAUUCUCACCGUCUGAAUUCCUAAACAAAAAAUUCCUGGGUUCUCAUAAAAAUAUAAAAUUUAAAUUCUUCACCAAGUUCUUAACAAGGAGGCUCCUUAGCAAAAAAAUUGAAAUGGAAACGAAUUCUCGUUAUUAAUGAAGAAAUUCUAUGAUCUUUUAUUGCGGCAUUUUCGAGCCACAGCAAUCGACCAAAAUUGACAACCUUUAUAUUUUACCCCAAGAUCUUCAAAUUUUUAAAGUGAUUGAUAUUUUUGAGGAUAUUUUCAGAAAUACGACCUUGGAUUUUUUCCGAGUAAUUGAAUAAAAGCCUUUCUAACAGAGAAAUAGUUGUGAAUUAGUACAUAUAAAACCAAUUCUUAUUAUUUUGGUCGCGUGAAAAUAAAAAGAUGAGGUAUUUAUCUUGCAAAUGUUGAUCGGAUCCAGUUAUUUUUCGGUGCAUGGGAUCCACUUUAUUCAUUUAUUCAAAUUAUUUCAGCAAUGCUACCUGAGUCUUCUUUUCAAGAAAGGGGACUUUUUUGAGAAAAGAUAGGAAUCUUUGGGCUUUUAACGAAAAAACUUCUUCAUUGUCUGCGCUGCCUGCACUGAAACCCUGAAUAAAAUAUAUAUUUUAUUAUAGAUUUUCAACAAACGUAACGGAGACAGACCGGGCGUUCUUGAUGUGUUGAUCCUAUUCACAGACGGUCAGGCACACGACUUCAGUAUGGCCAAAAAACAUGCUGAGUUAAUGAAGAAGAGAAAUAUUCGAAUCAUUACGAUUGCAGCUGGUCCUGACGCGAAGAAUCCCAAGGCAAAACUUGUGGAACAAAUGGAAGCUUUAGCGACUGAUCCGCUAAACGUGUACAAGGUUGAUUUCUCUGAGCUCAACGACAUCGUGGACAAGUUAAUUGACAUUGAUUGCCAUUUAGUCUCGCGUAAGUUGUAA